UGCCAGUGCCAGGACGCUGCUGCCUCUCCACCCUCCGUCGCACACGUUGCUCCCCACCUCCCUUUCUUCUGCAGUUCUGCCCGCUCCCGAAACAAUAUCUCGCCGCGCCCCUCCUCGGCCGCCGCCCCCACGCGCUCGCCUCCGCGUCGCUCGUUUCUGGUGGGCUGAGCGGGCGGUUGCAUCUGCUGUUGGGUGCGGGAUGUCGUCGUUCGCGGUGUCCGGCGCGAGGCUCGGGGCCGUGCGGCCCGGCGGCGGCGGCGGCCCGGCGCGAUCCGGCGGAGAGCGGAGGAGUGGGGUGGACUUGUCGUCGCUGCUCUUCAGGAGGAAGGACUCGUUCUCUCGCACCAUUCUGAGCUGCGCGGGUGCUCCUGGGAAGGUGCUGGUGCCCGGAGGUGGGGGUGAUGACUUGCUGUCCUCAACAGAACCUGCGGUAGACACUCCAGCGCAAUCUGAAGAACCACAGAUACCUGAAGCAAAAGCGGUUGUGGAAGAGGAGGCAACCUCAGCUGCGGAUGAAGCAGCAAUUGAGGCUGAAGAUAAGUCUGAAUCUUCAAAAGUGAUUGAAGGCACUGACGAAACUGACAUUGAUGUGAAACCUCAAGUUGUCCCACCACAAGGAGAUGGACAGCGAAUAUACCAGAUUGACCCAAUGCUAGAAGGAUUUCGGAACCAUCUUGACUACAGAUACAGUGAAUACAAGAGAAUGCGUGCAGUUAUUGAUCAACAUGAAGGUGGCUUGGAUGCAUUUUCUCGUGGUUAUGAAAAGUUGGGAUUUACCCGCAGUGUCGAGGGUAUUACUUACCGAGAAUGGGCUCCCGGAGCACAUUCUGCAGCAUUAGUAGGUGACUUCAACAAUUGGAAUCCAAAUGCAAACAUUAUGACCAGAAAUGAGUAUGGUGUUUAUGAGAUUUUCCUCCCUAAUAAUGCUGAUGGAUCCCCAGCUAUUCCUCAUGGCUCGCGUGUAAAGAUAAGGAUGGAUACACCAUCUGGUGUAAAAGAUUCAAUUUCUGCCUGGAUCAAGUUCUCUGUGCAGGCUCCAGGUGAAAUACCAUACAAUGGUAUAUAUUAUGACCCACCUGAAGAGGAGAAGUAUGUAUUCAAACAUCCUCAACCUAAACGGCCAAAGUCACUACGGAUAUACGAAUCACAUGUUGGAAUGAGUAGCCCGGAACCGAAGAUAAACACAUAUGCUAACUUUAGGGAUGAGGUGCUGCCAAGAAUUAAAAGGCUUGGAUACAAUGCUGUACAGAUAAUGGCAAUCCAGGAACACUCUUAUUAUGCAAGUUUCGGGUACCAUGUUACUAAUUUUUUUGCACCAAGUAGCCGUUUUGGGACUCCAGAGGACUUAAAAUCUUUGAUAGAUAAAGCUCAUGAGCUUGGUUUGCUUGUGCUUAUGGAUAUUGUUCACAGUCAUGCGUCAAAUAAUACCCUGGACGGUUUGAAUGGUUUCGACGGGACUGAUACACAUUACUUCCAUGGUGGUCCACGUGGCCAUCAUUGGAUGUGGGAUUCUCGCCUGUUCAAUUAUGGGAGUUGGGAAGUUUUAAGAUUUCUACUGUCGAACGCAAGAUGGUGGCUUCAAGAAUAUAAGUUUGAUGGGUUCCGAUUUGAUGGGGUGACCUCCAUGAUGUAUACUCACCAUGGAUUACAAGUGUCAUUUACUGGGAACUAUGGUGAGUAUUUUGGAUUUGCCACAGAUGUUGAUGCGGUAGUUUACUUAAUGCUGGUAAAUGAUCUAAUUCAUGGGCUUUAUCCUGAGGCUGUGGCCAUUGGUGAAGAUGUCAGCGGAAUGCCUACAUUUUGUAUUCCUGUUCAAGAUGGUGGUGUUGGUUUUGAUUAUCGCCUACAUAUGGCUGCCCCAGACAAAUGGAUUGAACUCCUGAAGCAAAGUGAUGAAUCUUGGAAAAUGGGUGAUAUUGUCCACACCUUAACAAAUAGAAGGUGGUCAGAGAAGUGUGUCACUUAUGCUGAAAGCCAUGAUCAAGCACUAGUUGGUGACAAGACUAUUGCAUUCUGGUUGAUGGAUAAGGAUAUGUAUGAUUUCAUGGCUCUGGACAGACCUUCAACACCUCGCAUUGAUCGUGGGAUAGCUUUACAUAAAAUGAUUAGGCUUAUCACAAUGGGUUUAGGAGGGGAAGGCUAUCUCAAUUUCAUGGGAAAUGAGUUUGGGCAUCCUGAAUGGAUCGAUUUUCCAAGAGGUCCUCAAAGUCUGUCAAAUGGCUCUGUCAUCCCAGGAAAUAACAAUAGUUUCGAUAAAUGUCGCCGUAGAUUUGACCUUGGAGAUGCAGAUUAUCUCAGAUAUCAUGGUAUGCAGGAGUUUGAUCAGGCAAUGCAGCAUCUUGAGGAAAAAUAUGAAUUUAUGACAUCUGAGCACCAGUAUGUAUCACGGAAACAUGAGGAGGAUAAGGUGAUCAUCUUUGAGAGAGGAGAUUUGAUAUUUGUGUUCAACUUUCACUGGAGCAAUAGCUAUUUUGACUACCGCGUUGGUUGUUUAAAGCCUGGGAAGUACAAGGUGGUCCUAGACUCUGAUGAUGGCCUCUUUGGUGGAUUCAGUCGGCUUGAUCAUGACGCAGAGUACUUCACUGCUGACUGGCUGCAUGACAAUAGGCCGUGUUCUUUCUCCGUGUACGCUCCUAGCAGAACUGCCGUCGUUUAUGCCCGUACAGACUAGGAAGCAACAGCACGAUAUCUGGGGAAGAACCCCAGAGAGCUGGUGGCGUGACAUCGCUGUGCAAUGCAAUCAGAUGCGAUGCUGCCCUGAUGCUGUGAUUUGAGGGGACUGGGCCUGCGCUACUUCACCGCCGCAUGCCAAGAAGAUCAGGUUGAUAGAAAGCUUAUUGACGGGCUCUCGUUUCCGAGUGACUUGUGAAAGAAAAUGAACUGCGCGCACCGCAUUUCCCCGAGCUACACCAGUCACCCCAAUCUGAAAACGUUCCUUGUGGUUUUGUACAUAAUGGAUCUUUCUGAAUCAAUCUGCCCAACGUAAGUGCUUAUUUCCGCUGUA
This is a messenger RNA of Phragmites australis (common reed), 3004 nucleotides long. Its product is annotated as 1,4-alpha-glucan-branching enzyme 2, chloroplastic/amyloplastic-like. Gene Ontology annotation, molecular function: 1,4-alpha-glucan branching enzyme activity; cation binding; hydrolase activity, hydrolyzing O-glycosyl compounds. Gene Ontology annotation, biological process: glycogen biosynthetic process; starch metabolic process. Gene Ontology annotation, cellular component: cytoplasm. The record is from RefSeq and is a predicted model, not a curated record. Bases 200 to 2671 code for a protein of 823 amino acids. NCBI's taxonomy places the organism in Eukaryota, Viridiplantae, Streptophyta, Magnoliopsida, Poales, Poaceae. The transcript has 22 exons.